Messenger RNA from Syngnathus typhle (broad-nosed pipefish), 5443 nucleotides. Its product is annotated as kinesin-like protein KIF21A. The record is from RefSeq and is a predicted model, not a curated record. NCBI's taxonomy places the organism in Eukaryota, Metazoa, Chordata, Actinopteri, Syngnathiformes, Syngnathidae. The transcript has 37 exons. Gene Ontology annotation, biological process: microtubule-based movement; mitotic spindle organization. Gene Ontology annotation, molecular function: microtubule binding; ATP binding; microtubule motor activity. Bases 242 to 4858 code for a protein of 1538 amino acids.
CUCGCUCCCCGAACUCCCCCUCCAUCCUCCUCCCUCCCACUCGCACGCCGUCUGGUGGGAUCUCUUCCACGCUGAUCUCGCAGGACCCGGCGCAUGCAGUAAGUGACAAAUGGAAGCUCCACGGACACGCGAGGAAGGAGCAGAAGGUGGGGGAAGACGGCGCUCCCUCUUCUUCUAAGAGGAUAAAGGGGAAAGGGGGCUAUUUUUAACCGGACUCUAGUGGACUCUACCUCGGGGCACAAUGAGCGGUGGGGCGGAUGAGAGCUCGGUGCGUGUCGCACUAAGGAUUCGUCCUCAGCUGGCCCGAGAGAAGAUCGAAGGCUGCCAUAUUUGUACUUACGUGAUGCCCGGGGAGCCGCAGGUGGUCCUGGGCAAGGACAAGGCCUUCACGUACGACUUUGUCCUCGACAUGGACACCCAGCAGGACGCCAUUUACGGCCACUGCACCGAGAGUCUCAUCGAGGGUUGCUUCGAGGGUUACAACGCGACCGUAUUCGCAUAUGGACAGACCGGUUCGGGGAAGACGUACACCAUGGGAACCGGCUUCGACGUCAACAUCGGCGAGGACGAGCUGGGUAUCAUUCCCAGGGCCGUCAAUCACCUGUUCCGGGGCAUCGAGGAACGGAGGCAGGCUGCCACCGAGCAGGGAAAGCCCGUUCCCGAGUUCAAGAUUAACGCUCAGUUCCUAGAGCUAUACAACGAGGAGGUGGUGGACCUGUUUGACGCCACGCGGGACGUGGAGGCCAGGAGGCAGAAGUCGAGCGUGCGCAUCCACGAGGACGCCAACGGCGGCAUCUACACGGUCGGCGUCACCACGCGCAGCGUCAACUCCGCGGCCGAGAUGAUCCAGUGUCUGAAGCUGGGCGCCUUGUCCAGAACCACGGCCAGCACUCAGAUGAACGUGCAGAGUUCACGCUCCCACGCUAUCUUCACCAUCCACCUGUGCCAAGUUCGAAUGUGCUCACCCGAUAACGAUAACGCGGCUGACAACCGCCAGGCGAGCGACAUCGACGAGUUCGAGACGCUGUCGGCCAAGUUCCAUUUUGUAGACCUGGCCGGUUCCGAGAGGCUUAAAAGAACCGGAGCCACCGGCGACCGGGCCAAAGAAGGCAUCUCCAUCAACUGUGGACUGCUUGCCCUGGGCAACGUGAUCAGCGCACUCGGCGACAGGAGUAAGCGUUCCACCCACGUGCCUUACCGAGACUCCAAACUCACCCGUCUGCUGCAAGAUUCACUCGGCGGGAACAGUCAAACGUUGAUGAUCGCUUGCAUCAGCCCAUCCGACCGUGACUUCAUGGAGACCUUGAACACUCUGAAAUACGCCAACCGGGCACGGAACAUCAAAAAUAAGGUGAUGGUGAACCAGGAUCGCGCUAGUCAGCAGAUCAGCGCCUUGAGGACGGAGAUGGCCCGGCUGCAGAUGGAGCUGAUGGAGUACAAAACGGGUAAGCGAAUGAUCGGCGAGGAUGGCAUGGAGGGCAUCAACGACUUGGUCCACGAGAACGCCAUGCUCCAGACGGACAAUAACAAUUUGAGGGUGAGGGUGAAGGCCAUGCAGGAGACCAUCGACGCCCAGCGAAGCAGACUCACGCAAAUCCUCAGCGACGGAGCCAAUCAGGCGCUGGCCAAAGCAGGUGAAGGCAACGAGGAAAUCGGCAACAUGAUCCACAACUACAUCAAGGAAAUCGAGGAGCUCAGGGCCAAACUUCUGGAGAGCGAGGCCCUCAACGAGAACCUGCGCAAGAGCCUGGUGCGCGCCUCCACUCGCUCGUCGCUGUACGCCGGCCCCGCCUCCUUCUCCCCGGCCCUCGAGAAAGAAGCCAACGACGUCAUUGAGAUGGCCAAGAAAGACCUGGAGAAGCUCAAGAAGAAGGAGAAGAAGAAGAAAAAGAGACUGAGGCAGUCCCAGCAGGACGAUCGGCAACAGGACGGCAGCGUUAUUAAAGAAGAAACGCCCGACAAUGAUCAGGAACGAGGCGGCAACGAAGCAGAGGUGGAGGGAAGCGACCACGAGGAAGUCGAGGACGGCGAUGAAGAUGACUCGGAUUCGGCGGGGGAGGAGACGUCCGAGGAGUCCGGCGCGGAGGAGCUAGACGACAAAGAAGACGUCCAGGCCGACUUGGCCAACAUCACGUGCGAGAUCGCCAUCAAGCAGAAGCUGAUCGACGAGUUGGAGAACAGCCAGCGCCGCCUCCAUACGCUUAAGCAGCAGUACGAGCACAAGCUGGUCAUGCUGCAGAAUAAAAUUCGAGACACGCAGCAGGAGAGGGACAAAGUGCUUCACAACAUGGGUUCAGUGGAGUCCUGCACCGAAGAGAAGGCCAAGAGGAUCAAGGCCGAGUACGAGAGGAAGCUGAGCUCCAUGAACAAGGAGCUGCAGAAGCUCCAGUCCGCUCAGAAGGAGCACGCUCGUCUCCUCAAGAACCAGUCGCAGUACGAGAAGCAGCUCAAGAAACUGCAGCUGGAUGUCACGGAGAUGAAGAAGACUAAGGUGGCACUAAUGCGUCAGAUGAAGGAGCAGCAGGAGCGUAACAGAGCCACCGAGUGCAAGAGGAACAGGGAGAUUGCAUCUCUGAAGAAAGACCAACGAAGAUCUGAGCAUCAAGUAAAACAGCUUGAGGCACAGAAGAGACAGCAGGAGUUAAUUCUUCGUAGGAAGAACGAAGAAGUGACUGCUCUGAGGCGGCAGGUGAGGCCGGUGUCGGGCAAGGCGAGCAGGAAAGUCACCUUACCCGAAAUCUCGGAACCGUUCCAUCGGAGCGCCCCGGGUAGGCCGUACUCCUCGGGAACGUCCAACGGCGGCAGGAGUUCGCUAAUAGGAAGGAGAUACCUGAGCCGGAACGCCAGGGUCAAAUGGCAAUCAUUGGAGCGGCGGGUCAGUGACAUCAUCAUGCAGCGGAUGACCAUCUCCAACAUGGAAACGGAUAUGAAUCGAGUCAUGAAGCAAAGGGAGGAGCUAACCAAGCGUCGAGAGCGAGUGUCCAGGAAGAAAACCAAAAUGGCGGCGGAGGCACCCCCGGACGCCGAGCGUUCGCUGACUCCCCUGAACGAAGAGUUGGAGUCUUUGAACGCUAACAUCGACUACAUCAACGACAGCAUCGCAGACUGUCAAGCCAACAUCAUGCAGAUGGAGGAGGCCAAGGAAGAAGGCGACACCGUGGACGUAACGGCGGUGGUCAGCUCGUGUAAUCUAUCAGAGGCUCGUUUCCUUUUGGAUCAUUUCAUGACCAUGGCCAUCAAUAAGGGUCUGCAAGCGGCUCAGAAGGACUCUCAGCUGAAGGUGAUGGAGGGCCGGCUGAAGCAGACGGAGAUCAACAGCGCCACGCAGAACCAGCUGCUGUUCCACAUGCUGAAGGAGAAAGCCGAGAUCAACCCCGAGCUGGACGCACUGCUGGGGAGCGCUCUCCAAGAGAACGGGGACGAAAGCAGCAGCGAUGAGUCGAACGCCAGCCCGGCUGCAGACGGAAGCGCACCGCCGUCAGAUCUGAUGAAGUUUUGUGGCGACUCCCGUCCGAGAAAUAAGGCUCGGAGGAGGACCGCUACACAGAUGGAGCUUCUCUACGCCACCGCGGGAGAUUCGCCCUUCGAUUCGCCUGCCGGCGACUUCUCGGGACCUUUGCUUCCUCUCGCCGAUCCGGAUCCGGGCCGCGAAUCCCCGUCUUCGAUCUCGGCUCGCUCGGCCGGCGUCUUCCGAUCGAGGUCACCGAUAAGCAGCGCUGAGAGGCAGCAGCUUGAGCGCUCGCCUCUUACCCGCAGGAAAAUGCAAGAAACUCCAACGGCUACAUCAGGGAAUGCCAAAACGCGAGCAUUGGAUGAGUCUUCUGUAUUUGACAGCCAUAGAGGCGUAAUCAGCCCCAUAGAACCGCCCAAGACCAGCCGGGCGGCCAAACUUCAAUGUGUGCACGUUGCCGAGGGACACACCAAGCCGGUACUCAGUGUGGACGUCACUGAAGAUCUCCUCUUUACAGGAUCCAAAGAUCGAACGUGUAAGGUGUGGAAUUUGGUGACCGGUCAAGAGAUCAUGUCUUUAGCGGAUCAUCCUAGCAGUGUCGUCUCAGUCAGGUACACUUCCAGCCUGGUCUUUACCGUUUCCAAUGCUUACAUCAAAGUGUGGGAUAUAAGAGAUUGCGCAAAAUGUAUACGCACGCUUACGGCUUCGGGUCAAGUUGCGACGGGCGACACCUGUUCCUCAACCCGGAGUUUUUCCAUCCCUCCGGGCGAAAGUCAGAUCAACCAGAUCGCCAUCAAUCCCGCCGGUUCCUUCCUGUAUGCUGCCGCCGGGAAUGCGGUCCGCAUGUGGGAUCUCCGCAAGUUCGCCUCUACCGGGAAGCUCACCGGCCAUUUAGGAACCAUCACGUGUCUGACGGUCGAUAAAUUAGGUAACGGACAAGACCUGGUCCUCACCGGCUCUAAAGACCAUCACAUUAAAAUGUUCGAGGUGACAGAAGGAGCUCAGGGGAGUAUUGGUUCCUGCCACACGUUGGACCCCGCUCAUCAGGAGAGCGUGGAGUCUCUGGCCUUGCACGGGGACUUUCUCUACAGCGGCUCCAAAGACCACUACAUCAAAAAAUGGGACUUGGCCAGUAGGCGGUUGUUGCAGAAGUCAGUCAAUUCCCAGACGGAUUGGGUUAGCGCUUUGGGCGUGGUUCCCGGCACUUUGGCGUUGCUCAGCGGAUGCAGAGGCGGGCUUCUCCGCCUCUGGCACGUCGACUCACUAGCGCCCCUAGGGGACAUCCAAGGCCAUGACAGCCCCAUUAACGGCCUGGCGACCAACAGCAGUCAUCUGUUCACCGCCUCCGAUGAUCGCACAGUGAAGAUUUGGGAAGCCAAAGGAUCUCUCGAGGAUGGAGUCCUUUGACAGCUAUGAUUCUGCUUCAGUUCAAAUCCUCCCAGUCUUUACUCGUUUGCAUUGAUUUUUUUUUUUCUUACUCCGAAUGCUGGAUGGUCAACAUUUAUGGACUUUUUGUGUGUUUCUUUUCUAGUCUUGACUGUGUGAAUCCAAGGACCAAAAUACUACUGAAGCUGCAUUGUCUUAUUAUUAUGUAAACGAGUUUUUAUAUAUGGCCGGACACUUUGACGAGAGGUUUCUGUGUGCAUCAAGUAUCUGUAGCCUUAAUGCAGUAAAAAAAAAAAAAAAAAUCCGUUAUGUUUUCAUGCAUUGUCGUGCAAUGUAACUUGUCAUGAGUGUUUUGUUAUUUUUUUUAUUUACAGCUCACCGCCCCGUCUAGUCUUUAUCUUGGUAAGUCAGGCAUUUCUUAUCUUCCUGAAAAUGUGAUAUAAAUUUCAAUAUGGUCAAAAGAAGAGUUAUCAGCUGCCUUUUCAUUUGCACUUGACUGACUGCUGAGUUGUUGUUUUUGUAGCAUUUAAGUGUGAAUAUCAUUCUCGCUGUUUUCCUGUUGAUUAACUGAGGCUGCAGCGUGAGAAUAAAUUUCAAAUUACUUGA